This is a messenger RNA of Coprinopsis cinerea okayama7#130, 444 nucleotides long. RefSeq lists its product as hypothetical. Bases 1 to 444 code for a protein of 147 amino acids. The record is from RefSeq and is a predicted model, not a curated record. The transcript has 3 exons. Lineage: Eukaryota; Fungi; Basidiomycota; Agaricomycetes; Agaricales; Psathyrellaceae.
AUGGCUACUAUUCCCCUUGUCCAAGUUGGUCUCAACGUCGCCGCCGCCAACGCGGAAAUCCCUCCCAACAACUCCCAGGACACAGUUGCGAUGGACGAUGCUACCCACACCGACGUGCCCAUCGAUGUCGACCCGGAUAGCGCUUCACGCUGCCAUCUCUACACCGGCGCAUUCGUCGACGUUAUUGAGGGAACUCGUGAGGGGAUCUUCAAGUGUGGUAGUUGCCGUGUGAGGAACAAGGUUGUUGUCGGGAAGAUGGAAGCCCUCUAUGUUGUCACUCGAGGCGAUGGGUGUGUGGGGAUUUUCAAAAAUUAUGCCGCCGCCGAGAAAGCUGCCAAGAAGACCCCCUUCAAAAAGGUGUACCAUAUCAAGGACGCCGUGGAACUUCUCAUGGCCGCCCUCGACGACGAGGAAACCCUGAGGAAGCUUUUUGGUACCCAGUAG